CCAUGCCAGAGCUGACUACAAAGGGCACUACCAUUUCUAAAAAAGGCUUCAAGAAAGCUGUAACUAAAACCCAGAAAAAGGAAGGGAAAAAGCGGAAGAGAUGUCGGAAAGAGAGCUAUUCAAUUUACAUAUACAAGGUGCUGAAGCAAGUUCACCCAGAUACGGGCAUCUCUUCAAAGGCCAUGAGCAUCAUGAAUUCGUUUGUCAGUGACAUUUUCGAGCGCGUCGCAGGCGAGGCGUCGCGCCUGGCUCAUUAUAACAAGCGCUCCACUAUCACGUCCAGGGAAAUCCAAACGGCUGUACGCCUGCUGCUGCCUGGGGAGCUGGCCAAACACGCGGUGUCUGAGGGUACCAAGGCUGUCACCAAGUACACCAGCUCAAAGUAAAGUUUCGGCCAUCAGACGACCUUUGUAAACCCAAAGGCUCUUUUAAGAGCCACUUAAGUUUCUAAAGGGCUGUAGGCUUUUUGUUUGGCUGGUUAAUGUAUGAGGGCAGGCUCUUAUCACUAGAGUGAAAAACGAUUAACAUGUUUUAUUUCACUCCCCAUCUGUAAUAUGGUUAAGCAGGUAAUUUGCUAGUCACAUGUGACUAGUAGUGAAGUCUCAGAUCUCAAGACAUUCAAAGAAGAGAGCUCUCAAAAUGUGUUUUCUGGGAGGUUUUAUGGUUGAGUGCCAUGAGGAACAUGGCUUGACCUCUCAUGUCUAUUUCAAGUUUAUUUUAAAUCGGGUGUUAGUGAAAGGGACCUGAAAACUGGAAAGAUUAAAAUAGUAGCCACGUCUGAUAUGGGAGCAUUAAGGCUAUUUUGCUGCUUUGUAUUUUCUACAUUGUGUGAAAAUUCUGGAUUAGGUCAGAUGCCCUACAGCUGCUGAAAUUUCAAGUUCCUGA
Messenger RNA from Bubalus bubalis (water buffalo), 885 nucleotides. RefSeq names its product histone H2B type 1-A. Gene Ontology annotation, cellular component: nucleosome. NCBI's taxonomy places the organism in Eukaryota, Metazoa, Chordata, Mammalia, Artiodactyla, Bovidae. Gene Ontology annotation, molecular function: protein heterodimerization activity; structural constituent of chromatin; DNA binding. The record is from RefSeq and is a predicted model, not a curated record. The coding region runs from base 3 to 386 and encodes 127 amino acids. The transcript has a single exon.